AUGGACAGUGAAGUGCAAAGGGAUGGCAGAAUCCUGGAUUUGAUCGAUGAUGCCUGGAGGGAAGAUAAAUUGCCGUACGAGGAUGUGGCUAUCCCUCUGAAUGAGCUUCCUGAACCAGAGCAAGACAACGGUGGCACAACUGAGUCUGUGAAAGAGCAAGAAAUGAAGUGGACAGAUUUGGCUCUCCAGUAUCUCCAUGAAAACGUUCCGCCCACGGGAAACUAG
Molecule: messenger RNA, 225 nt
Organism: Balearica regulorum gibbericeps (East African grey crowned-crane)
Lineage: Eukaryota; Metazoa; Chordata; Aves; Gruiformes; Gruidae
Source: RefSeq, a predicted model, not a curated record